Molecule: messenger RNA, 396 nt
Organism: Symbiodinium pilosum
Lineage: Eukaryota; Dinophyceae; Suessiales; Symbiodiniaceae
Source: the annotation of a GenBank genome assembly
AUGACCUCCGUCGGAGUGGCUCCUGUCGUGAACGGGGAAAGCGACUUCAAACGCAUUCAGUUCUGGGCAGCCGGAGUCGACUGCUGCGGCCCACAGAAGCCUUUCCAGUGCGGGGACGCGCAGAAUCCGAGCGCGCACGGCGGACUGCUGCUGCCGGAUCGCGUGCAGGGCGGCCCAAAUCGAAAAUUCUUCGAGAAGGCCAUCAAGGGCGCCGUGGACAAGUACGAUCUUCAGGCCGGCAACGACUACCUGCUGCUCAAUUGGCUCCAGGAUCCAGUUCAGUACAGGGACAACCUUUGGAGGGGCAGUUGGAAGCUCUUCGCAGUGUUUGGCGGGGUGUAUCUGAUUAUCAGCGCCAUGGUCGGCUUCGUGAUUCUGCCGAUCCUUCGAGGAUGA